AUGGAAAAUUGCAAUCCCGUAUCGACCCCGAUGGAUGUCAACGUUAAACUUUCCAAGGAAAUGUCUCCGAAAACAUUUGCUGAAGUCAAGGAAAUGUCGGAAAUACCAUACCAGCAAGCGAUUGGUAGUUUACUGUUUGCUUCGCAAUGCACAAGACCGGAUAUAUGCUUGGCAGUCAACAAGCUAAGCAAAUUCAACAAGUGUCCCGGAAAAGAACAUUGGUCAGCAGUCAAACGAAUAUUCCGAUAUUUAAAAGGGACGAAAGGCGCAAAAAUCAAAUUUUCUAAAGGAGAAAAUGAGAAACUGGCCGCAUAUUCAGAUUCAGACUGGGCAAAUGAUAUUGAUGAAAGAAGAUCAGUGACUGGGUACAUUUGUAUAUUACAAGGUGGACCAAUAUCCUGGGUUUCAAAACAUCAACCAACUAUUGCUCUUUCUACAAUGGAAGCUGAAUAUAUGGCGCUAUCUGCUACGGUACAGGAAGUUAUAUGGCUGAGAAAUUUAAAUGCAGAACUCAACCCACAAUCUCAAGAUGAACCGACGGAGAUAUAUUGCGAUAAUCAAAGCGCUAUAAAUUUGGCAUCAACUAAUAAGUAUUUAGCGAGAUCAAAACAUAUCGACGUUCGACAUCAUUUUGUACGCGAAAAAAAAGAUCAAAAUAUAGUUAACUUCGUGGGAAUCCAAACUCAAUUCAUGGUAGCAGAUAAUUUAACAAAGCCAGUACCAACUGACAAGCACAAAUUUUGUUCAAAACAAAUGGGCUUGCAAGUAAUAUAAAUUUUGUUCGAGUGGGGGUGUUAGAAAAGUACUCAUUUGAAAAUGUACUUGUGCGAACAAAACAAGUAGGCUUUGAUUUUGUAAAUUAUUUUUUUUUUGUUUGUUCUUGUCUUUGAAACUUAUGUCAAUAAAAUAUUUUCUUCAUUGUUAUAUCAAAUCGUUCAACUGAAAA
Molecule: messenger RNA, 946 nt
Organism: Stomoxys calcitrans (stable fly)
Lineage: Eukaryota; Metazoa; Arthropoda; Insecta; Diptera; Muscidae
Exons: 1
Coding region: 1-774 (257 amino acids)
Source: RefSeq, a predicted model, not a curated record